Plenodomus lingam JN3 is the source of this 858-nucleotide messenger RNA. The record is from RefSeq and is a predicted model, not a curated record. NCBI's taxonomy places the organism in Eukaryota, Fungi, Ascomycota, Dothideomycetes, Pleosporales, Leptosphaeriaceae.
AUGAUUUGGACUACAUCUCCCACUGAACAUUCACCACCAUUUCUGCCAAUAUCGCCAGAUCAGUUCGCUGAGGCACAUGACCCACGCAAAGACCUUUCACUGAACCCCAUGGUUCAUCUGGCUGAUCAAUCCCCAUGCCACGAGUUCACCCCCAUUCAAAAAGCAAUUCAAGGUGUUGGUGGGGCCCAAAACAGUGGCAUACUGAUUACCCUACAUAAUUCCUCUGGCAAAGUUUACAUUGAGAAGCGGAUUCCACUCCGUCUUAUCACACAAGGUGAUAUACGCCGUGAAGUCUGCGCCAUGCAGCAAUGCUCUGCACAACCACACCCUAAUAUUGUCCGGUUGAUAACUUUUGAGCUACAGUCUCCUUAUCAUAUCCCGCAUGGCAGUCUCUGGCUGCAACACUGCGAGCUAGGAAGUCUGGACGCGCUGAUGCUACGGUACAUGCGACGUGGCCACCAUCUCGCAGACGAGAGCUUCAUGUGGAAAGUCUUCUUCGGCCUUGCACUAGCUAUUGCCUAUCUACACACCGGAAGCUCGGAGCAGGACACCCGUGAGCGUGCGCAUGUUGGCAAAGGCGCAAAGAUGGUUGCGGGGUGGAAUCCCAUCAUCCAUCGUGACCUCAAGCCCUCCAAUAAAAUUUUGUCCCUUUUGGAUUGGUAUAGUUCGCCGCUUGUGCUCACAAAUGGAGCACUGCCAGUGACACAUCCACCCACAAGAGCGGAAUACGCCGUGCCGCUGCAGUCAGCCCCCGUGUACAAAGUCACUGUCAUUGUGUCAGUUUGCAAUUCUCCUCAAAAGCAGUUGAAAGCCAAAGUCUUGGCCUACCAGAGCAUCCAGCAGCAGCGCUCAAAGUGA